This is a messenger RNA of Manihot esculenta (cassava), 2532 nucleotides long. RefSeq lists its product as uncharacterized. Gene Ontology annotation, molecular function: nucleic acid binding. The transcript has 5 exons. Lineage: Eukaryota; Viridiplantae; Streptophyta; Magnoliopsida; Malpighiales; Euphorbiaceae. Gene Ontology annotation, biological process: DNA integration. The record is from RefSeq and is a predicted model, not a curated record. Bases 1 to 2532 code for a protein of 843 amino acids.
AUGGCCGACCACCCCAGCCCGGCUGACCAAUCCCAGGCAAUAAUUGAUCCAAUAGCAGACUUGUCACAAAAACUAUUCCAGUUAAUUCAGAAUAGCCAAAAUGGAAAUCAGAAAUCAGCAAACCAAUUCAAUCUUGAUUCAGCACAGCCACCGUCCGACAUAAAAUUGAAUGAUUCCAAUUAUGUUGUCUGGGCAAAGAUGAUGGAGAUGUUUAUCACAAGGCGAGGGAAAUCAAACCAUCUGACUGGGACUCCCUCCCCUCCGACAGAAACAGACCCCGAGGAACGUCUGUACCUAUUUUUGGCCGGAGUACAGUCGGACCUCGAUCCAGUCCGUCGAGAAAUUCUCAACGGGGAGCCAUUGCCGACCUUGGACAAUGUCUACUCUCGGCUCCGAGGUGAGAAGUUGCGCCAUGCCAUCCACCUUCCUCUUCCAUCACCAGCGACAGCAGGUUCUGACCUCGUGGGGGCCGGUCUAUUGGCUAAAAACCGGUCAGACAUAGACAAGUCAUCACUCCGGGAUGAUAAAUCAAGCCUAAAAUGUACUCAUUGCGGUGGAUCUCGACAUACCCGGGACGGAUGCUUUAAGAUCAUAGGGUAUCCGGAGUGGUGGGAGGAAAACAAUAUCCGUAAGAAGAAAGGAAAGGGACAAGGCGCAGGGAAUACGGCUACGGUCACUACCAGCGGCACCCAAAAGGCUGCCUGCGGCAGUAACCUGAUCGGACAAACGGAGGAAAACUCGGGCAACGGACAAGGCUCAGGGGUUGCAGCGGCGCUACAAGGAGCCAAGAAAAGAGGAGGCACGGGUGUCCCUUAUGAUCGGGAAGGAGAUAAGUCUGAAUCGUUAGCCCUUAACUCUAUCGGUCAUGCUCACAAGGUACAAAAUGCUAGUGGGUGGAUAUUUGAUUCAGGAGCCACAGACACUAUGACUAAUGAUUCUUCAUAUUUUGUUGUGUCAGCCCCACCCUCAAAAUCCAAUAUUCUAAACGCUACCAGUGGCUCCUUCCCGGUCAUCGGUGGUGGUACCGUUUCUAUAAACCCCACUUUAAAUGUCUCCAAUAGCCUCUAUGAUAUUCAUACGGGCACGGUACUGGGCCGUGGUACUGAGAAAGAUGGACUGUACUAUGUGGAGGAGGUCUCAAGUACUAGGUCAGCUCAUUUAGCUCAAGGGUCCUCAACCCGACAGUUAUGGCUCUGGCACCGGCGCUACGGCCAUCCCUCAAGUGAUUAUCUUCGUACUUUGUUUCCUGAGUUUAAAUCCAUUGACAUUCCAGUUUGUACUUCAUGCGUUCUUGCUAAGAGUCAUAAGAGUACUUAUCAUAUAUCCACAAAUAAAUCUGAUACUCCCUUCUCAAUAAUACACUCUGAUGUAUGGGGGCCUGCCCCGGAAUCUGUCUCCCCUGAUUAUAGAUACUUUGUGACUUUUAUUGAUGAUUGCACUCGUGUUACUUGGGUUUACCUGUUAAAACAAAAAAGUGAAGUGGCUGAGAAAUUCUGUGAUUUUUUCCGCAUGAUUAAAACCCAAUUUCACAGGACCAUUCAAGUCCUCCGAUCUGACAAUGGGGGGGAAUUUGUAAAUAACCAUCUCCAAACCUUUUUCCGGGAUAAUGGGAUCCUUCACCAAACUACUUGUCCUUAUACACCACAGCAAAAUGGGGUUGCUGAAAGGAAAAAUCGACAUAUCCUUGAGACUGCCCGAGCCCUAUUGUUUGAAGCCCAAGUUCCUCCUAAGUUUUGGGCUAUCGGCGUUUUGACCCAAUCUCUAAACGGCUCUUCACUACUAUGGACUGCACUUUUCUGGAAGAGGAAUAUUUUUUUUCCCUCGCCAACUAGCAGUGAGGGGGAGACAACGGCACAAUCACCACCACUGCCAAAUUGGCUUAGUCAGGGGGGGCCAGAACUUGAUCAUUCUUCUCUUCCUGAGUCUACACCAGAACUGGGAGACACUGACCAUCUAGUACAGUCCUCGGUCUCAACGUCACAACCAGAACCUGACACCGUAGAAUAUCCUGAGGAACACACAACUGAGGUAUGUGAAUCUGAACUUUCCCCUAAUUCUAAUAACCUUACCACUGAACCCAUUUCCUUUGAGGUUCCUGAAACAGGCCAAUAUGUCCUACCCCCUCGAAAUAAUAGAGGAAUUCCACCCAGGAGAUAUGAUCCAGAAUUCGAGGCAGCCAGGUCCAGAUACCCUAUGGCAAACGUUACCAGAGGAGAAAGACUAUCACCUCAGUUGGUCAACCUACAGAAAAACAUUUGCUUAGAAUGGAUACAAAAGGAUGCAGCUGAACUCCGUUGUGACAACAAGGCGGCAAUAAGCAUUUCUGAAAAUCCAGUUCAGCAUGAUCGAACAAAACAUGUUGAAAUAGACCAACAUUUCAUCAAAGAAAAGUUGGACAGUGGUCUGAUAUCUUUACCGUUUGUUCGAUCAAAUGAUCAAUGGGCGGACAUCCUAACCAAAGCAGUAGCUGGACGAAUAUUCCAUGAGGAUUUGGGCAAGUUGGGUAUGCUAGAUCCACAUGAACCAACUUGA